AUGAGUAGUGUGGACUGCGUCUACUGGCAUGGGUUGAGUGCCUCCCCCUUAUACUUCGCUGGGCGGGCUGGCCUUUUGGGCCAUGCCAAUAGCCCAGGCAUCUUCUCUGUGCUGAAUAUAUGUUCUGCCCCAGGAGUCUCGGGACGCUACGUAAGCGCAGUGGCAGAGACCAAAAUUGGAAACUUGUUCUUGACUUUUUUUGCACUUAGGAGGACCCGGUUUACCGUCCAAUAUAACAACUGUUAUAGCUGCGAAUACUUGAAUUGGAGGUACGAGAGCACUCUUUGGCCCUGUGAUCAUGGCCCCGAGCUCUGGAAAACCCUCUUAAAUUGCACCUCGUGUGUAAAGCAGAGUGAAGUUCAGAAAAGCGACUUUAUGAAACCGCGCUGGGGUCAGGAAGCAACCACUCUAAGGACAACUUCAAGGUACUGUACCGCACAUUUCCCUCCCAAAUUUCCUGACCAAUGCAUAUAUUUUUACGGCAGUGAAUCUCUCAUCGAACAGUGCUUUUGUUCCACGGAUUACUGCAACACCUCAAUGAACCAUAAACCCAACUUACCUUUAAUAUUUUGUAUUUUCUGCAUGCUGAAACUGAGAAUGUGGACUUGUUACAGCUUCUAA
Molecule: messenger RNA, 621 nt
Organism: Echinococcus granulosus
Lineage: Eukaryota; Metazoa; Platyhelminthes; Cestoda; Cyclophyllidea; Taeniidae
Exons: 4
Coding region: 1-621 (206 amino acids)
Source: RefSeq, a predicted model, not a curated record